AUGCAGGCUGAAAUGCGGAUAGACGCCUGUGAGAGCGGUGCCGACAGCGACCACGACCGCAAAGCCGACAGCGACCGCGACCGCAAAGCCGACAGCGACCGCGACCGCAAAGCCGACAGCGACCGCGAUGCCGACAGCGACAGCGACGCCAACGCCGACCACGACAGCGACAGCGACCGCGACGCCGACAGCGACCGCGACAGCGACGCCGAUUAA
Messenger RNA from Epithele typhae, 216 nucleotides. RefSeq lists its product as uncharacterized. The transcript is spliced from 2 exons. The record is from RefSeq and is a predicted model, not a curated record. The coding region runs from base 1 to 216 and encodes 71 amino acids. Lineage: Eukaryota; Fungi; Basidiomycota; Agaricomycetes; Polyporales; Epitheliaceae.